Messenger RNA from Cylas formicarius (sweet potato weevil), 2530 nucleotides. RefSeq names its product chloride channel protein 2-like. The transcript is spliced from 11 exons. Gene Ontology annotation, molecular function: voltage-gated chloride channel activity. Lineage: Eukaryota; Metazoa; Arthropoda; Insecta; Coleoptera; Brentidae. The record is from RefSeq and is a predicted model, not a curated record. Gene Ontology annotation, cellular component: membrane. The coding region runs from base 5 to 2482 and encodes 825 amino acids. Gene Ontology annotation, biological process: chloride transport; transmembrane transport.
GAAGAUGAGCGGCAAAGCCAAAUACUUACCGCCCUCCCAAUUGUACGAUUCGAAGUAUUCAACUGUGCAGUACUUUAAUAGAUCCCUCGAAGAUCUAUACGAGAGCCUGAAGGAGAAAAAACUAGCCGAUAAACGCAAACAGAGGGAGUUGAAGAAAGCUAGGAGAAGGGAGUUCGACAUCCAACAAGGAAAAUUUUAUACGAUAUGCGCGAAAAUAUGGCGAAACACCUUCGGACAAUUUGGAGAAGAUUGGAUUUUCCUAGCUCUCUUAGGAAUUUUCGUGGCUAUUAUAAGCUACACCAUAGACCAAGGCAUAGCUAUGUGCGGCAAAGCGAGAAUGAUGCUGUAUACGGAACUGGCUGACAAGUAUUUCGCCAAAUGGGUCGCCUGGAUUUCCGUGCCAGUCUGUCUUAUCCUAUGGGACGUGGGUAUUACGUCACUCAUCGCGCCCAAAGCUGUCGGGUCCGGCGUUCCCCAAAUAAAAACCUGCUUGCGAGGCGUCUACCUCAAAGAAUUCCUCACGUUCAAGGUGCUGGCGGCCAAGUGGAUGGGUAUAACGGCCACCAUCGGAAGCGGUAUGCCUUUGGGUAAAGAAGGACCGCUGAUCCAAAUGUCUAGCAUAAUCGUCACAAAAAUGAGCAAGUUCUUAUCCAGUUUUAAAAGCAUGUACGCCAACGAGAACAAGAAGAUCGAGCUGAUUGGUGCCGCGUACGCCGUGGGCGUGGCUUGUACUUUUAACGCCCCUGUCGGAGGUGUCCUCUUCAGUGUGGAAAUAUCUACAGCGUAUUAUGCGGUGAGGAACUACUGGAGAGGAUUUUUCGCGGCCGUAUGGGGCGCCGCCGUCUACAGACUCCUUUACGUCUGGAUAGACGGGGCGGACACUAUAAGGGUGGUGUUCCCCACGAAUUUCGUCAAUCAAUUUCCUUACGAUCCUUGGGAAUUGGUCGCUUUCGCGGUAUUGGGGGUCCUCUGCGGAUGCGGCGGAUCUUUCUACAUAUUUUGCGCAAAGGGAUUUAAUCGGUGGCUUAAAAAUCAUAAAGUCAUCAGUAGGAUAAAGGAGUGCAAUCGCUUCGCGUAUCCGUGCUUCGUAGUAUUGCUCGUAUCGACGGUGACUUGGCCGCCCGGUAUUGGUCAAUUCAUGGCGGCAGAUCUGACGGCGCGGGACCAAGUCGUCCAGCUGUUUAGUGAUUUCAGCUGGACGUCUCCGAAUCACACAGUCGCUCAACAAGACGUCCUCAAACAUUGGACCACCAGGUACACGGGAAUCUACGCGAACUUGUCGAUUUUUAUAUGGUACCAGUUCGUCUUUUCGAUUUUGGCAGCGUCGAUGCCGAUCCCCUGCGGCACCUUUAUACCUAAUUUUCGAUCCGGAGCCGCGGUCGGAAGAAUCGUAGGAGAACUGAUGGUCACUUGGUUCCCCCAAGGGGUUAAAUACAAGGGCGCGAUGGCUAAUAUCCUGCCCGGCGCCUACGCCACUGUCGGCGCGUCCGCGUGGAGCGGCGCGGUAACCCACACGCUGUCGACGAGCGUCAUCCUUUUCGAGAUGACGUCGCAAAUCACCUACGUCAUACCGGUGCUGAUCUCUAACCUUAUAGCGAAUGGGAUCGCGCGCCUUUUCACGCCCAGUAUAUACGAUUUGGGAAUUCAAUCGGCAAAAUUGCCGUUCUUGCCCGACUUGUUGCCCAGCAGUAGCGGUAAGGUCGCGUAUUUUGUAAACGGACCCGGUAGACUCGCGUUUACGCUACCGCGACCGACCGAUAAAUUUCGCUCGUUUCGUGUUUUAGCGAUUUACCAGAUUUUCGUGGAAGAUUUCAUGGUGACGGACGUCAAGUAUGUGCACCUAGGGAUGUCUUACAAUGAUCUGAAACUGGUUUUGGUAGAGAAUAAGGCCGUGCGAAUGUUCCCCCUCGUAGAUAAUAACCGAAACAUGAUUCUGUUGGGAUCGAUAUCACGAGCCGAGCUUAUAUUUCUCAUAGAAAGACAAAUCGGGUUUGAAAAUCGGACCCAAUUGGUAAACAGGUCCAAUCUAGACGGCGACAAUGCAAGAGAAAAACUGACUUUCGAAGAUGUUAGAAAUACGAUUUUUGACCGGCAUAAUAUUCUUAAAUCCGGUGUUUUGAGAAAAUCCAUAUCGGCCAGGGAAAUGGUCCGUCAGGCUAUGACGGCCGUGAGAAUUUGCGACUUGCCGAAAAAAGAGCAGCAGUCGUGGGAAGAGGAACAAAUGAACCAGGACGUGGACUUUACGAAAUGUCACGUGGAUCCAGCUCCCUUCCAAUUGGUCGAAAGAACGUCUUUAUUAAAAGUACAUUCCUUAUUUUCAAUGAUGUCGAUUCAUACCGCUUAUGUUACCGCUAUCGGUAAACUGAUAGGGGUGGUUGGCGUGAAGGAACUCAGAAAAGCGAUCGAAGACGCCAACAACGGCCUACUGCCCAUCGACAGCGCGAAGCAACACGAAGAGGGCAUUCCACUUAUGAAGAAGUAAAAUGUAAUAUUUAUGUAAUUAAUUGCUAAAAUAAAUCGAGUAAAACUA